This is a messenger RNA of Cyclopterus lumpus (lumpfish), 7016 nucleotides long. It is a transcript of the gene ckap5, whose product is annotated as cytoskeleton associated protein 5. Bases 382 to 6522 code for a protein of 2046 amino acids. Gene Ontology annotation, molecular function: microtubule plus end polymerase activity; microtubule plus-end binding. NCBI's taxonomy places the organism in Eukaryota, Metazoa, Chordata, Actinopteri, Perciformes, Cyclopteridae. Gene Ontology annotation, biological process: microtubule polymerization; mitotic spindle organization; centrosome duplication. The record is from RefSeq and is a predicted model, not a curated record. Gene Ontology annotation, cellular component: centrosome; spindle pole; microtubule plus-end. The transcript has 44 exons.
GGCAGCAGGGACUGGACCGGAAAUCGGUGUUCAUUUGGAAUUUAAAAUAAGAGCGCAACAUGUCUCAGUUGCACAUAAAGAUAUAAUCAAAUGAAACUGUUUUCUGCUAUGUUUAUUUAUUUGACACGUUUACUACUACACAACACAUGUUAAUUAAUUAGGUACAUUGUAUUGAGCAAAAGAACGUUGUCGAGAACGUUGUUAUGUAGAACCGGAUGUGAUUUGUGGUCUCGUUGGCACUGAAAAAGCUCGACCGGGCUUCACUUCGCUCUAGUGAUACCAUUAUCCCCAUCAUCCACCUGGACAGCCAGCCUCCCGUUGUCCUCUAGAUACUUAAACAGUUGAAUACCUUUCGGGGAAGCCCACCCCCAAGUGGCCACCAUGGGGGACGAUAGCGAGUGGAUAAAGCUUCCCACCGAUCAGAAAUGUGAACACAAGGUGUGGAAAGCUCGUCUGAGUGGUUAUGAAGAAGCUCUGAAGUUGUUCCAGAGGAUCAAGGACGAGAAGAGUCCAGAAUGGGGGAAGUACCUGGGACUGAUAAAGAAGUUUGUCACUGACUCCAAUGUAGUGGCUCAGCUUAAAGGCCUUGAGGCUGCCUUGGUCUUCAUUGAGAAUGCCCAUGUAGCUGGCAAGACAGCGGGUGAGGUGGUGUCGGGUGUGGUGACCAAAGUGUUCAACCAACCAAAGGCCCGCGCUAAGGAGCUAGGCACAGACAUCUGUCUGAUGUACAUGGAGAUCGAGAAGGCGGAGGUGGUUCAAGACGAGCUGCUCAAAGGACUGGACAACAAGAACCCCAAGAUAGUGGUGACCUGUAUUGAGACACUCAGGAAGGCUCUCAGUGAGUAUGGGUCUAAGAUAGUGACGUUGAAGCCAGUGGUGAAGGUUUUGUCCAAGCAGUUUGAGUCCAGAGAGAAGGCGGUAAGGGACGAAGUCAAGCUGCUUGCUGUGGAGAUCUACAAAUGGAUCAGAGAUGCUCUGAGACCACCACUGCAAAAUAUUAACUCUGUACAGCUGAAGGAGCUAGAGGAGGAGUGGAUGAAGCUGCCUUCCACACCUCCCAAACAGACCAGGUUCCUGCGCUCACAGCUUGACCUGAAGGCAAAGUUUGAACAGCACCAAGCCCAGGGAGAACAAUCUGAUGGAGAGGAUGAGGCAGAAACAGUGGCAGCAGUGGAUCCUUAUGAACUGCUGGAAGCCGUGGAAAUUCUGUCCAAGAUACCCAAAGACUUCUAUGACAAAAUAGAAGCUAAAAAGUGGCAGGAGAGGAGAGAAGCUCUGGAGGCUGUAGAGGCUCUAACAAAGAACCUCAAACUAGAGAACGGAGACUAUGGAGACCUCGUCAGAGCUCUGAAGAAGGUUGUGGGGAAAGAUGCCAAUGUGAUGCUGGUAUCAGCUGCAGCUAAAUGUCUUGCUGCGUUGGCCUCUGGUCUCCGGAAGAAGUUUGGAACGUAUGCAGGACAAGUGGUUCCAACUAUUCUGGAGAAGUUCAAGGAAAAGAAGCCUCAGGUGGUCCAGGCCUUGCAGGAGGCCAUUGAUGCCAUCUUCCUUACUACCACUCUUCAAAACCUGUCAGAGGACAUUCUGGGUGUGAUGGACAAUAAGAACCCCUCCAUUAAGCAGCAGGUCUCCCUGUUUCUGGCCCGCUCCUUCAGACACUGCACACAGGCCACCCUGCCCAAGAGUGUCCUCAAACCGCUCUGUGCUGCUCUCAUCAAGCAAGUGAAUGACUCUGCACCAGAGGUGCGGGACGCCGCUUUCGAAGCUUUGGGUACGGCCUUGAAAGUGGUGGGAGAGAAAGCGGUGAACCCUUUCCUGUCUGAUGUGGAUAAACUCAAACUGGAUAAGAUAAAGGAGUCUGCUGAUAAAGUAGAGCUCCUUGGAGGGAAGAAGGGUGCAGGAGGAGGGGGGGAAAAGAAGGCUGCAGCUAAAGCUCCUCCCCCUGCUGAAGCACCAUCUAAAUCCUCUGCCCCACCCAAGAAGACCCAAGCUGGUGCUGCCAGCAAGUCGUCAGCCGGUCCAUCGAAGAAGUCCAAACCAACCUCUGCUGUUGGUGGAAAAACCAAGAAGAACCUUGACAAUAAAGAAUUCACUGAGAGUGAAUUAUCGAUUGAAGUGUGUGAGGAACGGGCUGCAAGUGUACUUCCUGCCUCCUGUGGACAGCAGCUGGACUCGGCCAACUGGAAGGAGAGACUGGCCAGUAUGGAGGAGUUCCAGAGGGCUGUUGAAACCAUGGAUAAAGUGGAGAUGCCCUGCCAAGCCUUAGUCCGGAUGCUGGCCAAGAAACCAGGCUGGAAGGAGACCAACUUCCAGGUGAUGCAGAUGAAGCUGCACAUUGUGGCUCUAAUUGCUCAGAGAGGACAGUUUUCAAAGAUGUCAGCCUCCGUGGUUUUGGAUGGCCUGGUGGACAAGAUUGGAGACGUCAAAUGUGGUGGAAACGCCAAAGAGGGAUUGACUGCUAUUAGCGAGGCUUGCUCUCUGCCAUGGACUGCCGAACAGGUUGUGUCUAUGGCGUUUGCACAGAAGAACCCAAAAAACCAGGCAGAAACCCUCAACUGGCUGGCUAAUGCCAUGAAGGAGUUUGGCUUUGCUGGUAUCAAUGUGAAGGGUUUCAUCAACAACGUGAAGACCGCUCUGGGAGCGACUAACCCUGCUGUACGGACAGCUGCCAUCGCCCUGCUGGGAGUCAUGUUCCUCUACAUGGGAGCUCGUCUUCGCAUGUUCUUUGAAGACGAGAAGCCUGCUCUCCUCGCACAGAUAGAUGCUGAGAUUGAGAAGAUGCAGGGCCAGUCCCCACCAGCACCAAUCAAAUUUACGAAGAAGUCAGCAGCAGAAGAGGAGGGUGAUGAAGGAGAGGAACAGGAAGAAGAUGGAGGAAGAGGAGGAGGAGGAGCACAGGACAUUAUUGACCUAAUGCCCAGAACGGAUAUUAGUGACAAGAUUACAGCUGAUCUGGUGUCAAAAAGUGGGGAUAAGAACUGGAAGAUCAGGAAGGAGGGUCUGGACGAGAUUGCAGCCAUCAUCUCAGAGGCCAAGUUCAUCACAGCCAACAUUGGAGACCUUCCUCUGGCCCUGAAAGCGCGACUCAGCGACUCCAACAAGAUCCUGGUCCAGCAGACUCUUACUAUCCUGCAGCAGCUGUCUACAGCCAUGGGACCUGGACUCAAGCAGCAUGUUAAAGCAAUGGGAUUCCCUGUUAUCACUGUACUGGGAGACAGCAAGGCCAAUGUAAGGGCGGCUGCAAUGACCACGCUGCAGGCCUGGGUGGAGCAGACGGGGAUGAAGGACUGGCUGGAGGGAGAAGAUUUGUCAGAGGAGCUAAAAAAGGAGAAUCCCUUCCUACGACAGGAGGUGCUAGGCUGGUUAGCAGAGAAGCUGCCGACCCUGAGAACAGUACCCGGGGACCUGAUGAUGUGUGUCCCUCAGCUCUACUCCUGUCUGGAGGACAGAAACGGAGAUGUGAGGAAGAAGGCUCAGGAUGCCCUGCCUACCUUCAUGAUGCACCUGGGCUACGACAAAAUGGACAAGGCUGCUGGGAAACUCAAAACCGCCUCCAAAGAUCAGGUGUUAGGCAUGUUGGAAAAAGCCAGAGCUUUGAUGCCAGCUAAACCUGCUGCCCCUGCCAAAGCUGGAGGGGGGAGAGGCUCUGCAGAGCCAAGCAGAGCUGCUUCAGCCCCCAGGCAGCCAGCCAGUGAGGACUUUGUGGAGAGUAAACCCGAAGCCAAGAAGGUCCGGGGAGGAGGAUCUGGGAAGAAGCCUCCCUCCCCUCCAGAGGAACCUGUCCCUCCCCCUUCCAAGGAAAAGGACAGUAAUGCUAGUAAAAAGCCCCCCAGCAAAGGGAAGGCUGCUGCUAGCAGUCAACAGGGUGCAGCUGGCAAGAAGCCUGCCGCCAAAAACCAGAAGGAUGAUGAAGAUAAGUCCGGGCCGAUCUUCAUCCUCAUCCCCAACGCUAAGGAGCAGAGGAUCAAGGAAGAGAAACAACUAAAGAUUUUAAAAUGGAACUUCACCACUCCCCGAGAUGAAUAUUUGGAGCAGCUGAAAACGCAGAUAUCCACCUGCUUUGCCAAAUGGCUACAGGAUGAGCUUUUUCACAUAGACUUCCAGAGACACGUCAAGGCCAUAGGAGUCAUGAUUGAGAGGUUGGAAAGUGAAAGUGAAGCCACCAUCAGCUGCCUGGACCUGAUUCUGAAGUGGUUUACCCUGCGGUUCUUUGACACCAACACCACAGUCCUGAUGAAGGUGCUGGAGUAUCUGAAGCUGAUGUUUGCCAUGCUGAACAGAGAGGAUUACCACUUGACUGAGUACGAGGCCAACUCCUUCAUCCCUUACCUCAUACUCAAGGUAGGGGAGUCAAAGGAUGUGGUUCGCAAAGAUGUCCGGGCCAUAUUAGCCAUGCUGUGUAAGGUUUACCCGGCAUCCAAGGUCUUCCCUUUCCUCAUGGAUGGAACAAAGUCCAAGAACUCCAAACAGAGAGCUGAAUGUCUGGAGGAGUUGGGUUGUUUGAUAGAAGGCUAUGGGAUUAAUGUAUGCCAGCCAACACCAGCUAAGUCUCUGAAGGAGAUAGCGGUGCACAUAGGCGACAGAGACACAUCUGUUCGCAACGCUGCCCUGAACACUGUGGUGGCUGUCUACAAUGUCUGUGGGGAACAAGUCUACAAACUAAUAGGAAAUUUAUCAGAGAAAGACAUGAGCAUGCUGGAGGAGAGAAUCAAGCGUUCAGCCAAGAAGACGACCACAGCAGCUCCCGCCAAGCCGAGUGCGACCGAGAGGUCUCAGAGGGAGCACCCUACGAACCCCAACUCCACCUUCCUCCGCAAGCCUGCACAAGAAGACCCCAACAAACUCAACCAAGCACGCCAGAACGCCCAGCACAGUGAGCCCUCCCACCCCUCCAUCCCUAAGGAGUUUCAGUUAGACCUGGACAUGAUCGAGAUGGACCAGAGUAGAGUGUGUGAGCUGCCGGACCUCGUCCAACACGAGCUGGACGAGCUGCUGGAGCCCAUCAUGAUUCCUGAACCCAAGAUGCGUUCAGUCUCUCCACAUUUUGAUGACCUCCACAACAGCACAGCCUCCACCGUCAACUUUGUCAUCUCUCAGGUGGCUAGCGGUGACAUUAGCAACAGCAUACAAGCACUGGCACAGAUUGACGAGUUGUUGCGGCAGGAGGACAAAGCAGAAGUCAUGUCGGGACACAUCGAUCAGUUCCUGAUUGCUACCUUCAUGCAGCUGAGGCUCAUCUACAGCACGCACAUGGCGGAUGAGCGGCUGGACAAGAAGGACAUCAUCAAUCUGUACAGCUGCAUCAUAGGAAACAUGGUCUCUUUGUUCUCUAUGGAGUCCCUGGCCCGAGAGGCAUCUAUGGGUGUGUUGAAGGACCUGCUGCACGGUGUGAUGAUACUGAUGCUGGAUAAAAGAGUGGAGGACAUAGAAGACGGACUGCAGGUCAUUAGAUCAGUCAACAUGCUGGUGACCAGAGUUCUAGAGAAGUCUGACCAGACCAACAUGAUCAGUGCUCUGCUGGUUUUGCUUCAGGACAGUUUGCUCACGACAGCCCCUCCAAUGUUCUCUGAGCUGGUCAUGAAGUGUCUGUGGAGGAUGAUCCGCUUUCUCCCAGAGACCAUCGACAACAUCAACCUGGAUCGGAUCUUACUGGACGUUCACAACUUCAUGAAGAUUUAUCCCAAAGAGAAACUCAAGCAGCUCAAGAGUGACGUCCCACACAGAACCCUCAAAACUCUGUUACACACACUCUGCAAGCUCAUGGGGGCCAAGAUCCUGGACCACCUAUCAAUGAUAGAGAAUCGUAAUGAGUCCGAGUUGGAGGCCCAUCUGAGGCGGGCGGUCAAACACUCUGGAAAUGUCUCAGGACUCAAGAGUGACCGUGGCAACGAGAAGAGCAGUCUGCGUACGGAGGAUCAGAUGACGAAGGCCAAGGUCAGUGACAUUCUGUCUGAAAUCUUCAAGAAGAUCGGGUCCAAGGAGAACACCAAAGAGGGUUUGACAGAGUUGUACGAGUACAAACAGAAGUACUCGGACGCAGAGCUGGAGCCCUUCCUCAAAAGUACGUCCCUGUUCUUCCAGAGCUACGUGGAGCAAGGCCUUCGUAUCAUCGAGUCCGAGACCCGCAUCCAAACCUCAGCAGUAAUCCCUCAGCAUGGCGAGGACUUCAGUCUGAGCAGUAACAAUGAGGAGCUGAAACCAGCCGUUUACUACGAGAGACUCAAGAUCCUCAGACAGAAACAAGGCCUGGCAAACAACUCCAAGCAGAGUGUUGAGUGUGAGGACGAGCCCCAGCAGCGACCUCCCAUGUCCUCCCUGCUGUCCUCCAAGCCGCCCGUGGCCUCGUCCACCGACAUGCUCCACAGUAAGCUGUCUCAGCUCAAAGAGUCAAGAGAGCUGUACCAGCAGGAACAUAACACACACUCCUAUGCCCCGACGCAAGCACACACCCGCUCAGCUUCACCGGCAGGCAACCUGGACGACCUGAAGAAACGUCUGGAGAGGAUAAGGAGCAAACCGCAGUAAGGAGCACCACAUCACCUCUUCAUCUCAUCCCCGAGCUGGUGGUAGAAAAUCUAUUCUGUGUUCAUGUUCUGGUGGAUGGAAAGGGGAAGCAGUUCAACAAACCAGGUAGCAGCAGACAAAACACACCCUCAAGUUUGAACCUGACUCCACGCAUUGUGCCUGUAAAUUAUUAGACAACAAAUGCACCCUAAUCUGAUAUGUAUGAUGUAGAUGAAUACAUUCAUAUUGAGACUGAGAUUGUCAGCCUCUAUACACACUGUGGAAACCAUUGACGUGUUUUUGUGUACUAUUCAAUCUUCUCAGAGUCUGGCAGUGAGCUUUGAUGUUAUGUACAGGAUCACAUCGUCAGCUGUAAUCCUCAGUCUGUCCAGUUUCAUCUGCAUAAACAAACUGUCAACCGCCUUCCUGUCCCGUCCCAGCUGUCUCUUUCUUGCCUUUUACCCUCUUCUCUCCCAUGUACACUUUUUACUCUGAUAAUUAAAUGGUAAACUUCC